Molecule: messenger RNA, 636 nt
Organism: Penicillium canescens
Lineage: Eukaryota; Fungi; Ascomycota; Eurotiomycetes; Eurotiales; Aspergillaceae
Exons: 3
Coding region: 1-636 (211 amino acids)
Source: RefSeq, a predicted model, not a curated record
AUGGACCGCCAUACGGGCCGAGACGGGACUGCUGCACCUCUCGGUCGACGCUUUGCCUUUUCAGCGAAAUUCCUUCAGACAUGCACGCCCGGUUGCGUGGUCUGGCGAUUAGAAGGUUGGUGUCACCAUGAACUUUCCAAUGAGGACACUAGGAGGCAAACGGGCCAUCGCCGCUCAACACGGGAUGCACACGGCCCUUCUCGAGCUUCAUUUCUUGAAAAUAAUACUACCUUAUCUACCGUUGCUUUUCACAACACACUCCACUGCUAUACCGACUCUAGCACAUUCCUUUCAAACGUAUUUCCCUCCGAAAUGCCCCCGAAAUGCGCACAAGACAACAUGGUGCCCGAGGCUCAAGGACUGAAAUACAGCAAAUUCGAGAUGGCGCUUUUCUUGACACAACUGGCAUGGCGAUCCACGUAUGACGAGCGCAUGGCCUCGCAGGACCCAAACCUGACCUCAGUCACCGAAGCCCAAGGCCAAAUCCUCAAGCGAUGGAAGGCUUUGAUGGACAGCGAAAAGGAACUGGCUAGCAAAGAGGAGAACUUCUCUCCUAAUGUCAAGAGAGAAAUGGCGGUUUAUGAGUGGAGAUACAAAAGGCUGGAGGCCACAAUGGAUGCACCUCAGAAAGGAUGA